Messenger RNA from Ochlerotatus camptorhynchus, 1279 nucleotides. RefSeq names its product Helix loop helix protein 3B (gene HLH3B). The coding region runs from base 41 to 1279 and encodes 412 amino acids. The transcript is spliced from 3 exons. The record is from RefSeq and is a predicted model, not a curated record. Lineage: Eukaryota; Metazoa; Arthropoda; Insecta; Diptera; Culicidae. Gene Ontology annotation, molecular function: RNA polymerase II cis-regulatory region sequence-specific DNA binding; DNA-binding transcription factor activity, RNA polymerase II-specific; protein dimerization activity. Gene Ontology annotation, biological process: regulation of transcription by RNA polymerase II.
GACUACUCUGCAUAUACUUGCUAAUUUGAGAACUUAAGUAAUGCUUUGGAAGGACACCACAAGUGAUCAAAGUAGCAAAAGUGAUAAAUCUGCCAAUCAAAAAGUUUUUACCCUUCAAAAAUCGACCAUGUCCAACCACCAGAAGCUUCCAUCUACCAAAGGAUUACUGACGGUGUUUGAAAAUGCUAAUGCAAGUGUGAUGGCCACGGCCCUGGUUUCAACGCCGAUAGAAACCAAACAAGAUUGUGUAUUUAGUGGAGGAUCGUCGAUUGAGGGAUCCAUUAGCAACAUGGCGUCGAUAUACGAAUCCGACGAAGAUAUCUCCGAUUUUUCGUCAAACGAUAGCGAUGGAAUGGAGGACAAUUCGCGAUAUUCGUCGGUCGAUGAGAAGAACGACCAUUCAUCCAGAAUCACAACAAACGAAGAGUCAUCAUCAUGCAGCAAACAAACGAAUUCCCUGUCCACCCCACCGGAAGUUCUUCCGGUGCUGAAUCUAGCCGGCACCAAGCUGGGAAUCGGAGGCGGCCCAGUGGUUCGAAAAAUGUUCACCAACACUAGAGAACGUUGGCGCCAGCAGAACGUAUCCGGUGCAUUCGCUGAACUUCGCAAACUUGUACCGACCCACCCUCCGGACAAGAAAUUAUCCAAAAAUGAAAUACUGCGAAUGGCCAUUAGGUACAUUCGCCUGUUGACCAAUGUUCUCGAAUGGCAGAAGAAACAAGAAGCAAAUGAUAGGUCUUCGUCAGAGCAACAAGGCCAGUCGAAACCGACCAGCGGGUUCAACAAACCGGUUCAUCAAUUCAACGGCGGCAACAAUGAAAAUCACUUCACCGGAAACUAUCGAAACAACGGAAAUAACCUGUUGAUGAUGGUAUCGAAGCCGUUCAAUAAGAUACACCUUGGCCAAAAAUGUGCUACGGAAUUUUCCAACGCCAGCAAUGGAUAUCAUCGGUCCAUUAAAAUCGAAUCAUUACCAGGUUGUGGAACGACAAUCGAGAAAAUUAAGCUGGUCAAUAAACUGUGCCCGUCGGGCAAGAUUGCCAAACAUGGGUUGAAAAACAGGAGAAAAGCCAUUCCCUUGUGCGCAAUCGAAAGCGGCAUCAAGACGGACCUGGGAUUAACCGGGUACAUGGACAGAACCGGCGUGGAAAGUGAGAUAAAACGAGAGAUUAACAGUUGCAACGGUCCACCGGGAGUGGAUCAUGACGGAACCGACGGCAGACAUAAUCUCGAUAAGAAGAAAUGUAACCAAGAGCGAUGCGAUGGUGAUAAAAAGUAA